Lagenorhynchus albirostris (white-beaked dolphin) is the source of this 2975-nucleotide messenger RNA. It is a transcript of the gene MKKS, whose product is annotated as MKKS centrosomal shuttling protein. The record is from RefSeq and is a predicted model, not a curated record. Bases 3 to 1715 code for a protein of 570 amino acids. Lineage: Eukaryota; Metazoa; Chordata; Mammalia; Artiodactyla; Delphinidae. Gene Ontology annotation, cellular component: kinociliary basal body; cytoplasm; nucleus. Gene Ontology annotation, biological process: chaperone-mediated protein complex assembly; developmental process; cilium assembly. The transcript has 5 exons. Gene Ontology annotation, molecular function: ATP binding.
AGAUGACUCGUUUAGAAGCUAAAAAGCCCUCAUUCUGUAGAAGUGAGCCACUGACAAGCGAACGAGUGAAGGCCACCCUCUCUGUCUUGAAAGGCAUCGUCACAUCCUGCUAUGGCCCGGCAGGCAGGCUGAAGCAGCUGCACAACGGCCUGGGGGGCUCUGUGCGCACAACCUCCCAGUCGGCAGCCCUCCUCGCCAACCUGCCAGUCACCCAUCCCAUUUUAAAGAUACUGACAAGUUCUGUGCAGAAUCACGUGUCCUGCUUCAGUGACGGCGGCUUAUUCACAGCCAUUCUUUGCUGCAACUUAGUUGAAAAUGUUCAGAGAAUAGGUUUGACACCGACCACUGUCAUUAAGUUAAAUAAGCAGCUUUUGAGCCUCUGCAUCAGUUACCUAAAAUCUGAGGCCUGUGGUUGUCGAAUCCCAGUCAACUUUAGUAGCACUCAGAUCCUCCUCUGUUUGGUGCGUAGUAUAUUAACAAGUAAACCUGCCUGUAUGCUCACCACAAAGGAAGUCGACCAUAUCAGUACUUUGAUUCUGAGAGCCUUUCUGCUUAUAAUUCCAGAAAAUGCCCAAGACCACAUCAUUUUAGGAAAGAGUAUAAUUGUCCCUUUAAAACAUCAAAGAGUUAUAGAUUCUACUGUGUUACCUGGAAUACUUAUUGAAAUAUCAGAAGUUCAAUUGAUGAAGAUAUUACCUAUCAAAAAAUCAGAUUCCUUCAAGGUGGCACUCUUUUGUGUGUCUUUAUCCGGAGACCUUUCUGAUACUGGAGAAGGAAAUGUGGUGGUGAGUUACGGAGUUUCUCUUGAAAAUGCAGUCCUGGACCAGUUGCUUAACCUAGGAAGGCAGCUAGUUAGUGAUCACGUAGAUCUUGUCUUGUGCCAAAAAGUUAUACACCCAUCUUUGAAGCAGUUUCUCAGAACGCAUCAUGUUAUUGCUGUAGACAGAGUUGGAGUGGCUGUGAUGGAACCCCUGAGUAAAGUGACAGGAACAAGGCCUAUUGGUUCCUUGGACUCAAUCUCUCCCAGUAGUUAUGGAAGUGUGAAAGAUUUGUGCACUGCAAAAUUUGGCUUCAAACAUUUUUUUCAUCUUAUUCCUAAUGAAGUAACUGUCUGCAGCUUGCUUCUCUGCAACAGAAAUGACACAGCCUGGGAUGAACUGAAGCUCACGUGUCAAACAGCACUGCAUGCUUUGCAGUUAACAAUCAAGGAACCAUGCGUUUUAUUAGGAGGUGGCUGUACUGAAACUCAUUUGGCGGCAUAUAUCAGACACAAGACGCGUAGCAAGCCAGAAGGCAUUCUUAGAGAUGACGGAUGUACCCAGACAGAACUCCAGCUGAUCGCUGAAGCAUUCUGCAGCGCACUCGAAUCUCUCGCUGGCUCUUUAGAACACGACGGAGGUGAAAUUCUCACUGACGGGAAGUAUGGACACUUUUGGUCAGUUCAGGCUGAUUCUCCCUCUGUUGUGAACUGGCCAGAUUUGCUUUCAAGAUGUGGCUGUGGACUCUACAGCAGCCAGGAAGAACUUAGCUGGUCCUUCUUAAGGAGUGCUCGUCUUCCUUUUGUGCCUCAAACCUGCCUUCCGUGUGAAGCCACGGACUCAGCUGGCAACCUGACCUUGGACUGUUUUACUGCAAAGCUUAGUGGCCUGCAGGUGGCUGUGGAGACUGCCAAUUUGAUUUUGGAUCUUUCAUAUGUCAUUGAAGAUAAAAACUGAUACACAAAAGUCAAUGAUGUUGAAGAUUUAAAAAAAAAGAUUUGUUCACAAUCCCUGACUUCAAGGAGUUGAUCAUCUGGCCGGCAAGACAUAUUUUUUAAGUAUUAUUUUCCUUUCUUCUUUCAUAACAUUUUGUAACAGUAGAAAUUUUGGAAAAUAUGAAUCUGACAUACACACACAAAACAAAAACAAAGUCAAGAGUAGUCCUACUACCCAGAGAUGACCACUGUUUACAUUUUAUGUGCAUCUUUUUGGUUUGUCCUCUGUGUACAGUUUUCCAAAAAUGUGAUCAUAUAGGAUGUUGUUUUAUAAUCUAUUCUUUUUACUUAAUAUGUCAUGAACAUCAUAAUCAUGUAUAAUAAUUACACAUUCUUCUACUACAUCAGUUUUAAUACCUGAAGAAAUUUCAGUUGUAGAGAUUACAGGCAUGCCUUGUUUGAUUGUCCUUCACUUUAGUGCACUUCACAGAUAUUAUGUUUUUUCAUAAAUUGAAAGUUUGUGGCAACUCUGUAUCGAGCAAUUCUAUUGGCCCCACUUUUCCAACCACAUCUGCUCACUUUGUAUGUGUCACAUUUUGGUAAUUCUCGCAGUAUUUCUAGCUUUUUCAUUAUUAUUAUAUUUGCUGUGUUGAUCUGUGAUCAGUGAUCUUUGAUGUCACUAUUGCAUAAAGAUUACAACUCACUGAAGGCUUAGAUAAUGGCUGGCAUAUUUUAGCAAUAAAGUAUUUUUUAAUUAAGGUAUAUGCAAUGUUUCUUUAGACAUAAUGCUAUUGCACCCUUAAUAGACUACAGUAUACUGUAAACAUAAUUUUCAUACAUACUGGGAAACCAAAAAAAACUGUAAUUUACUUUAUUGCAGUUCUUGUUUUAUUGUGGUGGUCUGGAAUCAAACCCUCACUAUAUUUGAGGUAUACCAUACCUGUGUAUCAUAAUUCAGUCAAUGAGCUUUUAUUAAUAUACCUUUAGACUGUUUUCAAUUUUUGUGUUAAUAUAAGCGACAACGCAGCAAACAUCUUGCAUAUAUCCUUUUCCCAGAUCCCUGAUUAUUUUCUCAGAGUGAAUAAAUAGAAUUAAGAUUCCUGGGUCCAGCUGUAUUUGAAAUGGAAAGGCUAUUAAUACAUAUUGUCUAAUUGUCUUCUAGAAAUGUAGCAUCAAUAAACUUCAACUACACUGUGUGAAAGCUCUCAUUUUUCUGAACUUUGGUCAACACUAGUUAUUAUCUUUGCCAAUCUAAUAGCUGAAAAUAAAAUCCUUUUUUUAA